Cuscuta epithymum is the source of this 1228-nucleotide messenger RNA. Lineage: Eukaryota; Viridiplantae; Streptophyta; Magnoliopsida; Solanales; Convolvulaceae. The record is from the annotation of a GenBank genome assembly.
UUUCCCUUCUUUUCAUCUCUCUCUUUCCGAUUUCUUUCUUCAUGUCUUUGUCUUUCUGCUUCUUUCUUUCAUUUGACUUGCUUAUUACAGAAAUGGCGGCUACUUCUUGCUUAACUUCCUACUAUCCUACCUGGGAAACCACUCACGACAACUUCCUUAACUUCACACAAACCUUGGACGACGACCCUUCGCCACUUUUCUUCCCCCAACCACCGCCGCCGCCGCAGCCAGUGGAUAGUCAUCACCUUCUUGAACCUUCGGCGGCUGAGCUUCUUUUUGGCGGCUUCAAUUACAACCAUGAUUUUGUUCUUCCAGAACCCACUCCGGUGGACCCUCUUUUCAACUCCGGUGACCCUAUUUUCUCCGGCGACUGCUUUCCGCUGCCGCCUGACUUCUCUUUUCAGCAAGAGCGCGAAUUCAGGGAGGACCCGCCGAAGCGUCAGAAGCUCUUCCACAGUGAAGAAGAAGACAUUACCCAGAGCUGUUUCGGCGUCUUCAUUCCGAACCCUCCUCGGCUGCACGAGUUCAAGCCUCCGCCUCCACCGCCGUUGCCGGAGCUCCCGGGUGGGCCGCUUACGGCUUACUGCUCGGAGGCGGAGAGUUGGAUGGCGGGGAAGAAGAGCGACGGCGGGAAGACGUUGUCGCCGCAGAGCAUCGCCGCUCGGGAGAGGCGGAGGAGGAUCACGGAGAAGACGCAGGAACUGGCAAAGCUGAUUCCCGGCGGCCAGAAAAUGAACACCGCCGAGAUGUUUCAGGCUGCCUAUAACUACAUCAAGUUCAUGCAAACCCAAGUUUCAGUACUUCAGUCUUGCCUCUCGCCAUCUCAGGAAAAUGGGGAGACAUUUAUGAAUGAAGAUUUAGAGACACUUGUGGGGUCUUCGUUGAUUCAGGAGAAAUUGUAUUCGAAGGAUAAGUGUCUGGUUCCAGAAAAGUUCAUCCAAACCCUACCAAAUUCUCAAGAUCUAUUGAUGAGCUCAAUCAACCCACCAAAUUAGGAAUCUAGUUUUUCCCAAUUCUUUGUCUUCUUGUUUAAUUUCCAUUGAUAAGUUAUAGUCUGCCAACUAAUUUAAUUUUUGUGAGUAAACUAGUUAGUCUUUGUGCUUCUUUUUGUUAAUUAGUUUUAUGGUUGUACUUAUUAGGAAUACUUUUCUUGUAAAUAUCUGUUUUACAAGGGAAGUCAAACUGUUGUUUCACUUGGCUAAUUGAUAUGCCAAUUCAAUUGAGUUGC